GGAGGAGGAGGGCUCUGUGUGUGUGUGUGUGCUGUCCCUCUAUAGUAGAUAGAGAGGUCGAUGGAUGGCGAGAUUGCAUGCCAUGUCACGUACGUACAGACUACAGUCUCACAGAAACCGGUAUGUAAAAGUGAAGACAAGUCAUGUCAGUCGUCUCUUGUGUCGCUUUGCACGAUGGGCACAUGAGCACUAGAGACACCACACAGGCACACACACACACACACAGAGAGAGAGAGAGAGAGAGACUCACACACUCACAGACACCUUACUGCCUGGUGGCUAUCACACAGAAAUGGCUCACACAAGAGUGCGUGUGGGUUUGGCCUUCGAUCCACGCUAUCCGGAUGGAUGGAGUGGAUGGAUCUGCCAGAGACCAUCGACACAGACAUGCAUUCAUUCAUUCAUUCAUUAUCUCGUCAUAUCGCCCUAUACUGUACGCCUUUGGGCACACACGGGUGUGGUGUGUGUAUUGUAUGUCAGCACACAAAAAUGGCCGUGCGUUGGGGGGCGGGGCAGGGCAGCGCAGCGCAGCCAAGGUAACAUAAAAUGGGAAGGAAAAACGACACGCACCACGACACAACACAACACACAGGCACACACAGAAAGACCGAAGGAAGAAAAUCCCUCUUCAUCAUAAUUCCCAACACACGGUGUGCGAUAUCUCUCUCCCUCUCUCUCCCUCCCUCCCUCACACAGCCACGUAAACCAGCCAGAUGAUCUCUCCAACCAACUAGUGCAGCAGGCAGCGAGUGAAUUAUGUGUAUGUCUAUGUGUGUAUGAAUUCAUAUCGGUCAGUGAGUGAGUGAGUCGUCUGUCUAGUCGGGGCCUUCACGUCUGUCGCUGCUGACCGUACGUAAUCGGUGGGUGACGCCCAGCUCAGCAGCCAUGGGCGACCUGAUGCUCGAUUUGAUGAACUGCUGGUCGUCCCCCACUAUCUGCCUGUAACUCAGCACGACGUCAUCAUUGCCGUCCAGCCGCCAAUCCACCUCCCCGUUGAUCUCUUUCUCAAACUUGUGCUGGUUGAACCUGCAGGCAGGCAACACCACACAGCACAGCACAGCCAGGGGGUUGGGUCCACGGAUCAAUCAGCGCGCGUGUGCGCCAUUCAUAUGCAUGAAUUCUCUUGCUAACCAGAAUAUGGCCCUUAUCAGGUGAUGGUCUUGCGACCAGCCGUAGACCUGCCGCAUCCACGCAGUCUUGAUGGCCGCCUGAAUGCAAUGCAGCCAGCCACAAAUCAAAUCAGGCCAAGUUAGCAAGGGAGGGCAACGGUGCCCCCACGCACCUCUGAGGCGCCCAGGCGAUCGGUAUUGAACAGUGCCGCCGUUUCGGAUAUCAUCAUGGGUUUGUUGAGCCUUUGCGUGACGUUGGCAUAGAAGGUGAGGACUGCGUCGCGGAACAUGCGUGUCUUGGGCAGGGUGUUGUAGCCCGGCGCGCACACUCCGUCCGGCUCCUCACACCCCCAGUAAUACACACUGGGGGGGGAGAUGGGAUGGAUCCGAUCGAUCCGCCCACACAUACCAUACACACGUCGGUUUGUGAGAUUUGGCGAAUCGUUGUCUCGGUCACGUGUGUGUGUGUGUGUGUGAGUCAAAGUCACCAGUCACCUCACCUCAUGCCGACCCAGUCGACCAGGUCUUGGUCUGGCAAGAAUUGCCAGAAUGCGUCAUCCACAAUGUCCCCAUCUUGGUCGAUGGAGGCAUUGUAGUAGGGACCCUCGGGCCAUGGAAAACCCCACCUGAAUGAAAUGAACCAAACAAACAGAGAUGGAUGAAUGGACAGCAAACCGGCCGUCCCGUCCCCCUCCUGACUUACUCUAGGUUAGGGGUCCACACCAUCGCCACGUGGCUCGUUCGGUUCUUCAUGAUUCGAGCGAACUCGUUGAACUUUGCAAUGUACAGAUCCGGUUGCUGGCCCCUGCAGGCACGACAAGGUAACAGGACGGCCACCUCAGCCUGUGCGUCCGCGGUCGAUUGAGCCGGUACUACCGACUCACUCACUCACCAUGGGUACCAGCUGCCGUUCAUUUCGUGGUUAUAGCGGAUGAAUAUGGGCACGGUGUCGUUCCACUUGUUCAGGAAAUCGGCCAGGUACUCGACGUGCUUGGCGGUGUAAUUGUUGAGCCCUGUGGCCCGCACCGCAGCAUGUCCCACACACACACACACACACACACGCAGAGCCGUUUGCAGAGGUUUGUGUCUGUGGGCUGGCUGGGCUGUGCGUACCGCCCAUGGUUUCCAGUGUCAGUGCCGCCAUGGCGCCAUUCUCCCGACACUCCUCGAGGAAGAGAUGGGCCUUCGCCCUCUCUGUCCAAUUGACCACGAUGUUGGGGAACGGAACAAACCGGAGGAAAGCUGCGUGCCUGAGAGUGAGCGAGUGCAGUGCACCACACAGCGGAUUUUGGAUACACACGUGUGUGUGUGUGUGUGUGUGUGCAGGGCCGGACGGGUGGCUCGCUCACUCAAUUCGUGUGUGGGCGUUGAAACUGGCCAGGCUCUCGUUUGCCUGCAAGGCGAGAGCCAACACACAAGCAACAGUGAGCAAGAGAGCAGGGGCCUGGACUGGCUUCUGCGUCGAAGAGGCUGACCGGGAGGAUGGCGCCCAGAAUGAUGCCGUUGCGGGAGCGGGAGGGUAGUGUGCCACCGUGGGGGGGUCCAAUCCGUCCCAUGGUCUGACUCCAGAAGCCCUCCAGAAACAAGGAGAAAAGGACAAGCAAGCUGAGGGGAUUCUGGCGUAGGGGCAUCCUCAUCAAGGCGUCGCAGCUGAGUCACAGCACCGCGUUGUCUUUAUUAUGUGUGCGCUUCGAUGGCAAUGCG
Molecule: messenger RNA, 2813 nt
Organism: Vitrella brassicaformis
Lineage: Eukaryota; Vitrellaceae
Source: the annotation of a GenBank genome assembly